This is a messenger RNA of Phycomyces blakesleeanus NRRL 1555(-), 616 nucleotides long. RefSeq lists its product as hypothetical. The annotation marks the transcript as partial. Gene Ontology annotation, biological process: protein folding in endoplasmic reticulum. Gene Ontology annotation, cellular component: EMC complex. NCBI's taxonomy places the organism in Eukaryota, Fungi, Mucoromycota, Mucoromycetes, Mucorales, Phycomycetaceae. The record is from RefSeq and is a predicted model, not a curated record. The transcript is spliced from 6 exons.
CAUGGUUUCUACUUGGUCUGUAGAUUACGCAUCUAUCAAUACUGCCAACAAAUCAAAAGUUCCUAAUCCUGUUGGAUAUGAUUCCCAUGCCUUCCACAAUGCCAAAUUAGGAUUGAAAGGAGGAAAAAACCUGAAUGCUCAGGAUGAUCAUGAUGAUGUUCCAAUUAAAGUCAAGAGAGCAUGGGAUGUUGCAAUGAGUCCAGCAAAGAACAUUCCAAUGAAUGCCAUCAUGAUUUACAUGAGUGGUAAUGGUGUACAAAUCUUCAGUGUUAUGAUUACAUUUAUGCUUUUCUUCCAACCUGCCAAGGCUAUCAUGACUCUCAAUCAAACAUUUGAGAGAUUUGAGUCCAAAGGUGCAGCUGCCAAACGUCCCGAGGCUGAUUUACUGCUCCCAAAGUUGACCUAUAUUGGUUUGCAGCUUGUGAUCAUACUGCUGGGUGUUUACAAGAUCAACAACAUGGGAUUGUUGCCAACAACCACUUCAGAUUGGUUAGCAUUCCUUCCCCACAAAGAGGUGCUUGAGUAUGCAUCAAUUUAGAUGGGCAUUUGACGUAGGAAAAAAAAACUCCCCCUUUUGCCUAAAAGUACAAAAUAUUAAAGACAAAAAUGUCGGCUU